Messenger RNA from Truncatella angustata, 399 nucleotides. RefSeq lists its product as uncharacterized. The coding region runs from base 1 to 399 and encodes 132 amino acids. Lineage: Eukaryota; Fungi; Ascomycota; Sordariomycetes; Amphisphaeriales; Sporocadaceae. The transcript is spliced from 2 exons. The record is from RefSeq and is a predicted model, not a curated record.
AUGGCACCAGUACAAUUCAAGCCUCAGGCUAAGCCCUCGAUCGAGCCUCUGCGAACAAAAACAGCCGAAGCAUCAUCACGAUUUGAUAAUAACCCACUUGCACCAUUCGACGACAUACCAUCCGCAAUUGCACUUAAGGAUCAACGCCCAUUACCUACUACAUACCUUCUCAGUUUAGCUCAGACUUCCGACACUCACGAUGAAGAAGAUUUUGAGCUACUACCGGAAGCCCUACUAUGGGACAGACUGUAUGACAAGCCUGCCACGAUAUCAAACAAUCAGUAUGGCAUAGCAGACUCGGUCAUGGCCCCACUUACAGCCCAAGAUGGUCCCAUGAUCGUUGUCUUGUUAAGUAUCAUGAUUUCGGUGGUACUCGUGGUGGAAAACGAUAUCAAAUGA